Molecule: messenger RNA, 4267 nt
Organism: Protopterus annectens (West African lungfish)
Lineage: Eukaryota; Metazoa; Chordata; Ceratodontiformes; Protopteridae
Gene: PEX1
Product: peroxisomal biogenesis factor 1
Exons: 24
Coding region: 131-4003 (1290 amino acids)
Biological process (GO): protein import into peroxisome matrix
Cellular component (GO): peroxisome; peroxisomal membrane; cytosol
Molecular function (GO): ATP hydrolysis activity; ATP binding
Source: RefSeq, a predicted model, not a curated record
UUCUGUUUCAUCAGUGCCCUGGUGUGGGGCUUGGUGCUUGGGUAUGACGUAGAGCUAGGCUCAUUUGCUUUGGGCUGGGCCUUUGUGGUGUCUGAAGUGUCGGUCAGACUACACUGAGUUAGUGACGGAAAUGUUCACCGGUGGGUGUGAAUUACUGGCUGUAACUCUCAAAUUUGCCAACAUUAAAAAUUGUUUCUUAUACCUGUCAUCCACCCAGGUGUCCCAGCUUCGCUUAGCCGAGAACCAAACAAUAGAGCUUUCCUGGAGAAGUCAGUGUUCUGCAUUUCUAAGCUGGGUAAGCAGAAAGCGCAACAGCUUCCAUGAUGAAAAUAUUGUAGAGAUCAGCAGGCAUCUGGGUGAGAAACUGGGAGUACAGGAUGGAGAACAGGUAGUACUCAAGGCAUGUUCUCUGCUGUUAUCUUGCCAGCAGGUAAUGGUAGAACCUGUCUCAAGUGAUGACUGGGAGAUACUGGAGCUUCAUAGUUCGAACCUUGAAAGGCAGCUUUUGGACCAGGUUAGAAUCGUAUUCCCUAAAGCUACAUUUCCAGUGUGGGUGGACCAGCAUACUGUCAUUUAUAUCAAGAUAAUUUUUCUCGUACCAGCCACACCUUAUGGUCGACUAGAGCCUUUCACAGAACUCAUUGUGACAACAGAGCCAAGACAGUUGAGCUCUUCAGUUUUACAUUCAUCUCAGUUCAGUGGAUUUUCUAAAAGUCUUGGUAAAGGUCAGCUAAAUAGUGACUCCACAGAACCUAAUUUGCAGGAACCAUUUGUCCCAAAGCCAUCUGCAACACUGGACACUAAAGAAACUGGUUUAAAAAUGACCUUAGAAACUCACAGUGAGCAAAGUGCAAAUAUAUUUUCAGGGAUAUGGAGUCGUGUAAGCAGUUUUUUUAGUGGUGUGACAGAGGAACAUUUACAAGUUACAGAUCAAAACCAAGUGGAUAAACUAAGAGACACUCUUUCAAGUUUUUUCCAAGUUGACUCUGCAUUUCGAGUAUGCAGAUCCAUUCCCAUUCAUGCAGACUUCAGUAACCCAUCUCUGAACUCUGUUUAUCAUACAGUUCAUGUUACACCAUGGACUCAAGGUCCAGACAGUUCAAAAUGUCGAUGCACUGUGACUUAUGGAAGAAUGAGUAAACUUCUGUCGCCUAAGGAGCAAGCAGAAAAAUCUAAGUCGAAACGAUUAGAGUCAAAUAAAAAGAAAGUUAGUGAAAGCUCAGUAAAAGGAAUUAAAUCAGCACCACAUAGCAGUUUGAAGGAAAAUGAAUCUUGCUUUGUGCGGAUUGUGUGGCAUGAACUUGACAACCUGAAAUGUGCUGUAAAGCAUCUUAAUAAUUCUGCAUCUGUGCACCUUGGAAAAAUCUGGAUUUCCGAGAGUCUGAGACAGAAAAUGAAAAUUGAAAUUUCUGCAGCUGUGAGAUUAAGAUCAUUUGGAUCAGUGCUGACUGUCCCAGCAUUUAUAACACUACAGCCCAUUCAAACACUGCCCAUGGAUGUCACUGAAGAUGACAUCAGAGCAGCUUUUCUUUCAUGGUUGAAGUCUUACAGUUCUCAUGAAGUACCAAAGCUAGCGACAGAUACUAUGUGGAUACAGCUGACAGUGAAAAAAGUUUUAACAGAGUUUCUGCUUGGUGCUAUAUCCGAACCUCCUGAAACAGAAAAUAAAAAUUCUGAACUCCUGUUUGUGUUACUCCCUAAUUUAUUGCAGAAGACCGUUCUAAAGAUUACUAUGCAGCCUCUGAUGAAAGACACAGAAGCCAAUAAAGCUAUAAAUGUGGUCGACCAAAGUCUGCCUUUUUUGAAGCUCAGCAGAUUGGGUGGAGUUUCUGAGCUUGGAAGAUCUGCAUAUGAACAUAUUGUCCACAGUCUUGCUAGUCGGCCUUUGUAUCAUGAAUUUGCUUCUCUCACAAAGGGACUUCGUAAUGGAGCCAUUCUUCUCACUGGGGCAAAGGGCAGUGGCAAGUCAACUAUUUCAAGAGCAAUCUGUAGAGAAGCAUCAGAAAAAAUAGAUGCACAUGUGGAAAUUAUUGACUGCAAAAAAUUAAGAGGUAAAACGUUUGAAAAUAUAAGAAAAAAGCUUGAAGAUGCUUUUGCAGAGGCUGUGUGGAGGCAACCUUCGGUUCUCUUGUUGGAUGAUCUUGAUGUGAUAACAAAAGCUGCCUUAACUCCAGAAAAUGAAUUAAGUCCUGAGGCUGUCCUUAGCAAGCAUGCUGCACAGGCUUUGAAGGAUAUGAUUGGCACCAUUGUCUCACUGGGCAGUCUAGUAGCACUUAUAGCUACAAGCCAGUCGGAACAUUCUCUUCAUCCCUCUUUGGUAGCCACUCAAGGAACUCAUUUAUUUCAGUGUUUCAAGGCAAUUCAUUCUCCAGAUCAGGCACAAAGAAUUGAAAUUCUGAAAUCUGUGAUACUUAAUAAGACGAAUGUAGCUGAAGAGGCACUCCAGGCACUUGAUCUUCAUUCUGUAGCCAAGGAGACAGACGGUUUUGUGGCUCGCGAUUUUACUGUGCUUGUGGAGCGAGCCAUGCAUGCUUGGGUGCUUAAUAACAAGAGCUUCUUAGAACAAGGGUUAUGUUUGUCAACAUCUGAUUUUCUGCAGGCCAUUAAAGGGUUCACUCCUUCAGCCCUGAGAAAUGCUAACUUGCACAAGCCUAAAGACUUGGGCUGGGAAAAUGUUGGAGGCUUACAUGAAGUUAAGCAGUUGCUGAUGGAUACCAUUCAGUUGCCAGCAAAGUAUCCAGUACUAUUUGCAAACCUACCUAUCCGACAUAGAUCAGGAGUUCUACUUUAUGGAGCACCUGGAACAGGGAAGACCCUUUUAGCCGGAGUAGUUGCACGAGAGAGUGGAAUGAACUUCAUCAGUAUUAAGGGCCCUGAACUGCUCAGUAAAUACAUUGGAGCAAGUGAGCAAGCAGUCAGAGAUGUCUUCACCAGAGCUCAAGCUGCCAGACCCUGCAUAUUGUUCUUUGAUGAAUUUGAUUCCCUUGCCCCUCGACGAGGUCAUGAUAACACAGGAGUGACUGACAGAGUGGUGAACCAGCUGCUGACACAGCUGGAUGGAGUGGAAGAAUUGCAAGGGGUUUAUGUACUGGCUGCCACAAGUCGUCCAGACUUAAUUGAUCCAGCUUUGCUGAGGCCUGGUCGCUUAGAUGUAUCAGUUUACUGCCCACCUCCAGAUCAGGCUUCCAGAGUGGAAAUCUUGAAGGCCCUAAGUCAGACAUUGCCCUUGGCAGAUGAUGUCGAUUUCAAGCAGAUUGCCUCAAUGACCGAACAUUUCACGGGGGCCGACCUGAAAGCACUACUUUAUAAUGCCCAGCUGGAGACUAUACAUACUAACUUGUUGCCAAACUUAUCCCGGGAUGGAGGUUCUGGUUCAGACAGUGAUGUCAGUCUUUCCUCUAUGAUAUUCCUGAACCACAGUAGUGGUUCUGAGGACUCUGCGGGUGAGGGUGACGGAGGACUGGAACAUUCUCUUGUAUAUCUGGAUCCAUCUGAAGUUCCUUCUGAAGACCCUCGACCCAAUGUAUGGCGACUUUACUUUGGCAGUUCCUAUGAAUCUGAGCUUGGAAAUGGAACUCCUUCAGAACUGAACUCUCAGUGUCGAUCAGGACCGAAUUCUGUGACCCAUGACCUAACUGGCACUUCACUGAGGGAUAUAUCUAGCUCCCAGUCUCUGGCAUUUAUGGCUUCUUUGCAAGAAGGUUUCCAGGAGCUUAAUCAAGAACAAACAGAGCGACUUCGAGCUGAGAUUAAUAUUAUCAAAGCAAAUUUCCGGAACAGAAAUGCUGAUGACUUAAUCGUUGGCCAGCCUGGACAGAGUAGAAAUGCACUAGUGAUCUGUCAGUCUCAUUUGAUGGCAGCACUUGCCAGUACAGGUCCAUCUAUUAGUCUUGAAGAUUGGAAGAAUUUUGAAGAGCUGUAUGAGAACUUUCUGCAUUCCCGUGAAAGGAGAAGCUACAGUCGAUCCACCCUGCAAGCAGGGCAGAAGCUUACUCUGGCCUAGUAGUCCAAUGUACUGUUAUAAAAAUAACUUACCACAGAACUAAUCUAAUAUUGUAAAUCUUGUAAAUAUUUAUUUGAAUGCUGUAUGCAUAAUUAAUUGGAAACAUAACUGUACUAUACUACUUUCGCUGAUAUUGAUAGUAUGCUAUGUAAUUUAACAUCACAUUAAUUUUAUUACGUUUUAUAUCAGUACUGUUGCCUCUUUUCAAAUGCAGUAAAUAUUUAACUGUGAAAAAAGGUGCAGCCUAAUAAAUGACAAAUCACG